Messenger RNA from Bolinopsis microptera, 2396 nucleotides. RefSeq names its product plasminogen-like. The coding region runs from base 1021 to 2301 and encodes 426 amino acids. Lineage: Eukaryota; Metazoa; Ctenophora; Tentaculata; Lobata; Bolinopsidae. The record is from RefSeq and is a predicted model, not a curated record. The transcript has 15 exons.
GCUACAUCUGUCAACCAGGCCAGUACUCACCCACUGAGGGUAGCACUAGGUGUUCCCAGUGUCCCGCUGGUUCCUUCUCCAACCAAGCAGGAAAGUCCUUCUGCACGGUGUGUCAGGGAGGUUGGUACCAGCCCUACCCCAAGCAGAAGGAGUGUAAGAUCUGCCAAGCAGGGACUGCUCAGGGUAAGGAGGGGGCUACAGAGUGUAAUGUGUGUGAACCUGGCUCCUUCAGCAACAAAGAUGGAGCACUAGAUUGCAUCCCCUGCGCUGAGGGAUCCUCCCAAGGUAACGAAGGGCAGACUAGCUGUAACGUAUGUAAAGGAGGGCAGUACGCCGGAGGGGAAGGUAACCUGAAGUGCGGGGAGUGCGCUGCAGGCUCCUUCUCCCAGUCAGGGGCGGGUAACUGCACCCUCUGUUCUGCUGGUUCCUACUCCACCUCCACCUCCUCCCGCUCCAAGUGCUCUCUCUGUGAACCCGGCAGGUUCGCCUCAGGAGAGGGUAAUACGGAGUGUCUGAGUUGUGAGGCCUGGGUCCUAUGCUGAGUACUGGGGGACCGGACAGUGCGACCUCUGUGCUCCCGGACACUAUGUUAACUUCAAGGGAUCUACCAAGUGUUUGGAGUGUAAGGUUGGGUUUGAAGCUCCUGCAAAUGGGACGGCUCUCUGCGCUGCUUGCCAACCUGGCUCCUUUGCUAAUGAAACUGGAUCAGUGAAGUGUACGGAGUGCUCCCCUGGUCAGUUUAACCCGUACGAGAUAGCAACCUCCUGUACACACUGUCCGGCUGGGUCGGUGUCUGGAGAGAGUGGAGCUGCUGAGUGUACAGAGUGUGGAGGGGGGAGUGUUGCUGGGGAGGAUGGGCUCGCUCAGUGCACUCAGUGUACUCCGGGUUAUUACUCUGUGGAGAGGACUCUGUGUGCUCCUUGUGCUCCUGGCUCCUUUAACAAUAUUACCGGGGCCAGCCAGUGUCAACUGUGUGGUGUGGGGUACGACGCCCCCCAGAACGCGAGUCUUGCUUGUGACAUGUGUGAGCCCGGUGCCUUCUCCGACAACCCCGGCACACCUGAGUGCAGUCUCUGUUCUCCGGGUCAUGUUGUGGAUAUCUCCGGAGCUGAGGGAUGUGAUGCUUGUCCUCAGGGAUACGAACAGCCUAAAGCAGGAGCGACUGAGUGUAAGAUUUGUCCGGAGGGAACCUACACUGACUCAGAAGGAAGUGAUAACUGUGUGUCCUGUCCGAGAGGAACGUACCAAAAUAAGCAGGGAGGUAACACCUGCUCUCCUUGUCCUGAUGGGAAGACUACAUCAGCUGAAGGAACGACCGGAAUAGAAAAGUGUUAUUGGGAGCAGUGCCCUAUCGGUUACCAUAGAAACUCGGAGACUAAUGAUUGUGACGAGUGUUCUCAGGGAACCUUCACAGACACUGUAGAGUCUCCUGAGUGUACGCCUUGUGCUAUGGGCUUCUUCAACCCGAUCAGAAGACAGAGAAAGUGUCUUCAGUGCCCUGUAAAACACUGGACCAGAUCUACUGGCUCCAUUCACCCCACCGACUGUAUCGGACCUAUAAUGACGAUGUGUGAUGGCACUAAUAUGACGGGUAACUGUACGACUUAUUACGAUGUAGAGCUAUCAGUGCCCUUCACCGCUCAGUCCCUUGAAGUAAAGGCCGGCAAGUUCAAGGUCUGUUCAGGCAAGAAAAUGUACCUGAAAUGUGAGAUGAUCUCCUACCCGUUCAGGGUUGAUGACGUCACUGAUGACGUCACCAGACAGCUCUCUUUCAGUCCGCUCAGUUUGGAGUCUGACAUUGACGACUCGUUCUGCUACGAAAACAGAGGAGAAGAGUUCGCUCCCACACGUUUCUACAACGCCACUAUCAACGGACACGGGUGUAAGAACUGGAUGGACACUCAGCACCCGGAAGCGGGAGAUAGCACGUACUGUGCUAAUCCUGACCCUAAACAGAAGAGCGAGCCGUGGUGCUACACACACGACCCUGCCGUGGAAUGGGAAUACUGCUCUGUUCCUAAGUGUGUUUGGGACUUUGAGUGCUACACUGGUACUGGGUUUGAGUACAGGGGCACUCUAGCCCGCACUGAACAAGGCUACACUUGCCAGAACUGGCAGAGCGACUGGCCCCAUCCUCAUAGUUAUCACCGUGGUAACGGGGCAGGAGACCAUAACUACGGCAGAAACCCGGGUAACAACGAGCGAGCCCCGUGGUGCUUCACAACCAACCUUUUCAAAAGAUGGGACUACGUUAACCCUGGACGAUGCAGUCGUGACAAGUUUCCAUUCUACAAAGAAUAGUAAUAAUAUCAAGAUAUCUUUUGGUUACCAUGGAAACUAUCAAGAUAUUCCUGCAAUAAACGUGAUUUUAAUUUUAAGUAUUGUUUGUUCUAUAG